This is a messenger RNA of Coturnix japonica (Japanese quail), 2908 nucleotides long. NCBI's taxonomy places the organism in Eukaryota, Metazoa, Chordata, Aves, Galliformes, Phasianidae. The record is from RefSeq and is a predicted model, not a curated record.
CAGUCACACCGCUGCACUGGCCUGAGCAGUAUGGAGCGAGCCCCCUGGACACACAUAGGACUUACCCUCCUCCAGCUCCUGCUCAUCUCCUGCUUGCCGAGAGAGUACACAGUGAUCAAUGAGAACUGCCCUGGGGCAGAGUGGAACAUCAUGUGCCGGGAAUGCUGUGAAUACGACCAAAUCGAGUGUGUCUGCCCAGGACGGAAAGAAAAAGUGGGCUACACCAUUCCCUGCUGCAGGAAUGAGGAGAAUGAAUGUGAUUCCUGCUUAAUACACCCAGGCUGCACCAUUUUUGAGAACUGCAAGUCAUGCCGUAAUGGCUCCUGGGGAGGAACACUCGAUGACUUCUACAUCAAAGGGAUCUACUGCGCAGAGUGCAGAGCCGGCUGGUAUGGAGGGGACUGCAUGAGGUGUGGACAGGUUUAUCGGGCUCCUAGAGGUCAGAUUUUGCUGGAGAGUUACCCACUGAAUGCACGAUGCGAAUGGACUAUCCAUGUUCAAUCCGGAUUUAACAUUGAAUUGAGGUUUUCCAUGCUGAGCCUGGAGUUUGAUUACAUGUGCCAGUAUGAUUAUGUGGAGGUACGUGAUGGGGACAAUUUGGACAGCCGAGUAAUUAAGAAAUUCUGUGGAAAUGAAAGGCCAGCUCCUAUUCGAAGCACCGGGUCUUCACUCCAUGUCCUUUUCCAGUCUGAUGGAUCCAAGAACUUUGAUGGAUUUCACGCUGUCUUUGAAGAAAUUACAGCGUGUUCUUCUUCUCCUUGUCUUCACGAUGGAACAUGCAUUCUUGACAAAAGUGGUACUUACAAGUGUGCCUGUCUCGCUGGCUAUACUGGGAGUCGCUGUGAAAACUUGGAUUUUUUUGAAAUAUCUGAACUGUCAGUGGUGAUGUGUAGGACUCCAGGUGCUCCCGCUCAUGGUAUUGUGGAAGGAGAUGACUUUAAAUACGGGGCCCAGGUUUACUUCAAGUGCAACGCAGGUUACAGCUUAAAAGGCAGCCGUGUUGCCUACUGUCAGCUUGAUGGGAUUUGGUCAACACAUCAUCCUGAAUGUGUUCUAGAUGAAAAAAGCUGCUCAGAUCCCGGUGGCCCACUCAAUGGCUACAGAAGGGUAGUGGAAGACACUGGAGUCUUGAAUGGACGCUACGCAAAAAUUGGCACAGUCAUUGCUUUCUUUUGUAACAACUCCUAUGUUCUUAGUGGGAAUGAACAGAGGACCUGCCAAGACAAUGGAGAGUGGUCAGGGAAACAGCCAAUCUGUAUUAAAGCCUGCAGAGAACCAAAGAUCUCUGACCUGGUGAGACAGAAAGUGCUGCCAAUGCAGGUUCAGUCAAGGGAAACACCUUUGCAUCAGCUCUACUCAUCUGCAUUCAGCAAACAAAAGCUUGAAAUCUACCCAACUAAGAAGCCAGCACUGCCGUUUGGAGACCUGCCCCCAGGGUACCAGCAUCUGCACACUCAGCUUCAGUAUGAAUGCAUUUCUCCUUUCUACCGCCGCUUGGGUAGCAGCAGGAGGACUUGUCUGAAGACAGGAAAAUGGAGUGGAAGGGCCCCUGUGUGUAUUCCAAUCUGCGGAAAAGCAGAAAACAUCACUCUUCAGAAGGCUGUGACCUCUACCAGGUGGCCAUGGCAAGCAGCAAUCUAUCGGACGGCCAACGGGGUGAAGGAGAACAGUCUCAAAAAAGGAGCCUGGAUCCUCAUCUGCAGCGGGGCCCUGGUGAAUGAGCGCACCGUAGUGGUGGCAGCUCACUGCGUCACUGACCUGGGCAAGACCAUCGUGCUCAAGACAGCAGAGCUCAAAGUGGUUCUGGGGAAAUUCUACAGAGAUGAUGACAGGGAUGAAAAGACCAUCCAGAACCUGCGGAUUUCUGCCAUAAUAGUGCAUCCUAAUUAUGACCCCAUACUGCUUGAUUCUGACAUAGCUAUCAUAAAGCUUUUGGACAAAGCCAGAAUCAGCAGUCGUGUUCAACCCAUUUGCUUGGCAUCUUCUCAUGACUUGACUUCAUCCACAGAGGAUUUAAAAAUAAUGGUUACUGGCUGGAAGGUAUUGGCUGAUGUUAAAGAUCCUGGAUACAAGAAUGACACAAUCCGCAUGGGAGCUGUUCAGAUGGUGGACUCACUGUUGUGUGAGCAACAGUAUGAGGAUAAUGGGAUACAGGUCAGCAUCACUGACAGCAUGUUUUGUGCCAAACAGGACCACACAGCCUUCUCGAAUAUCUGCCCUGCUGAGACUGGUGGGAUAGCAGCCAUAACUUUACCAGGAAAAGCAUCUCCUGAGCCACGGUGGCACCUGAUGGGAUUAGUGAGCUGGGGUUAUGAUAAAACUUGCAGCCUAGAACUCUACAGUGGUUACACCAAAGCAAUUCCUUUCAAAGACUGGAUUGAAAAGAACCUGAAAUAAAAAGCUGUGUCUGGAAAUGGCAUUUUAUAAUUAUCAUAUUUCUCACAGUCUCUGCUGCUUUAGGCUUUUUAUCCCAGUGAUGAGCCAUGCCUGGGAUAAGGUUAAGGCAGACACCCUGGUAAUUCAUCCUAGGAUCAGACGCUCCAUCAGGCUACUCUCAAUUCCUGACUAAAUGUCAUAGUGCACAGGAAGUUUUGCUAUUUUUCACCUGUCUCCCCUGGUGGGAGGGUGAUGCCCUGCUCCUGAGUCUGACGUACAGAUACAGGACAGCAAAUUGUGACUGAAAUUAAUCUGUAGUGUGGAGUCCCCAAGAGAAGUCACUGGCAAGCCUCUCCCAAAGGUCAGUCUGACUGACAGGAGUGGGAGGCUGCAAAGAGUAGCCUGAAUUCAUUAUGAUGGAUGAGCUUGUUAAGGUAUGUGCUAUCUCUAUUGCCAUAGUACAAUGUAAUCUUUUUCCCUCCAAAGUACUUUACACGUUUAAAUAAACCAUGGUUUGUUUUUUUAACUCACA